Molecule: messenger RNA, 1023 nt
Organism: Iphiclides podalirius (scarce swallowtail)
Lineage: Eukaryota; Metazoa; Arthropoda; Insecta; Lepidoptera; Papilionidae
Source: the annotation of a GenBank genome assembly
AUGUGCAAUGAAAAGUCUAUGACAUUUAAAGAUUUUGUUGAGGGUGCGAAAAACAAUCAGGAAUGGAUGUAUUUUGACUAUAAAUAUUUGCAACAGUGGUUCAAUAGCGAUCAUGAUAUAUGUAAGGAAGUAUCUUGGAAAAAGUUUGGAUAUGCAAGUAAAAGUUCAUUAGACAGUACAUUAUGGAUAGGAAGUAGAGGAGCUCACACACCUGCUCAUCAGGAUACUUAUGGGUUUAAUAUUAUUGCACAACUGCAUGGAAAAAAGCGUUGGAUAUUGUUUCCCCCUGAAACUGGUAACUUGAAACCUACAAGAGUACCUUAUGAAGAAUCAAGUGUUUACAGUGAACUCAAUUUUUUCUGCCCCAAUAAUUUAGAUCCUUUUAAUGCAUUGACUGGUGGUAAAGUAGUGGAACUUUCAGCUGGGGAUGCACUGGUAGUUCCUAGAGGAUGGUGGCAUUAUGUUCAAAAUCUUGAUGAUGUGAAUAUUUCUCUUAAUAUUUGGCUACCUCAUGAAAAAGACACCUCGGCUCAGGUCUCGGAGGCUUUAAUAAAAAUUUUAGUUGCCCAAGUAUGCAAAGAUUUACCACAGGAAACUGCAAAGCUUCUAGUGAAUCCAAAUGAGGAUGAUAUAUCAGAAACGCCACUGGCGGUUCUGUUUUUGCAACUGGAAACAGUUGCAAAGACAUAUUUGGAAAACAAAAGAAAGGUGCGCCGUUUGAAAAGACAAAAAACCGAAGGAGACACCGAUGCGGCUGCCUCCGCGUACGAUGACUUUGAUUUGAAAGCAUUACUAGAAAACAAGGAAAACAAUUUAGAACUACCUGUUAAUAUCGGUUCUAACGAGUUAAUAAAUUUAAUAAAGGCAAAUUUAAAAGAAUUUGCCCACGAUGGGAGAACAACAGAGGAGGAUGAAGUAGAAGGCACAAUUGACAAACUUUGUUUGACAAAGUCUGUUAUAAACGCGUUCUGUCAGAGCAACGUUAUAGAUGUUGUUAAACAGAACUUAUUUGAACGUUUUAAC